CAUAAUGUUGAAUGAAAGAAGCCAAAUUCAAAUGAGUACAUUCUGUGUGAUUUCACUUACAUGAAGUUCAAAAGUAAGAAGAAUUAAUCUGUACUGAUAGAAAUCAGAGAGUGGUUGGUUAUCUUUGGAGGGUAUCAACUGGUAGGGGGGCACAAGAGAACCUUCUGGGGACCUGAAAAUAUGCUGAACUGGGUGGUGGCUACAUGGCUUAUAGCAGAUGGAAAAAUUCAUCAGUCUGUAAACUUAAGUGAUGUGCCCCUCACUCUACUCAAGUUAAAAGGAGGAAACAACGAUUUAAAAACAGGGUAUUGGCUCUGCAAAUACAGCUUCAAGGCAAGUCCCUUAGUUGUCCCCACCCCAACCUAAGUCACCACCCUUAUGUUCCUCCUGUGUGGAAUUCUGAAGUCUCUCCUGUAGAGAACUUUGGAAGUUGCCACAUUGCUUGGCUCCAGAGUGUGUAUUUGUGUGGGGUUACAUAAAUCUGAUCUGUGGAGGCCACCUAAGGUUGAGAUGAGGUAGAGGGCAUUCUUCAGGAGGGAGCUAAAGCCUCAUCAUACAUGAGUGCAUGGCAUCGUCCCUUAGUAGGGGACCAUAGCAUUUAUCUUCCAAACCAGGACAUUUCUGAGAACGAAAGGGGGCUCCAUUAAUAUUUGCACCAGGACAACAGGCAUGGACUGGGAUAUCUCAGGAAAGGCAUAUAUAAAGGAACUGCUUGAUCUGAAACCUGCCAGAUGGCCUGGAAAGUACACAUACUGGGACAGGUGUGACUUGAGCGGUCUGGGACAAGGACGAGGGUACAAGAGGAGGAAAUGGGCACAGAGAGAAGCCUGUAAUCAGCCAAGGGUGCAGAGGUGUUAUAUAUAAUCGCUCUUCAGGGAACCGGGCCUCCAGCCCACACCCCAGCUGCUCCCCCUUCUCCUCCCCGAAUUGACUGUCCCUUCUCUGUAACUCCUGAACCUGACCUUGCUUCCCUGGCCCUCCCAGCCCACAGUUCCCCUGACCCCACUCCCUUUCCCAGAAAUCAGUCGACUGAGCCCCCAGCCUGCGGUUUGCUCCUAGGCCUCUGCCUUUCCUGCCUUCGGCUGAAACAGCAGCAUCUUCUAAGCCCUGGGGGCUUCCCCAGGCCCCAGCCCCGGCCUAGAACCCGCCCGCCGCCUGCUACGCUGCCACCGCCGCUUCCUCUAUAAAGGGACCCAGGCGUCCGGGCACAGGGGCUCCGCACAGCAGGUUCUCCCCAUGACACCGUCUGGACGGCUCUACCUCCUGAGGGUGUGCAGCGCCCCCCGCCGCCUACUCCUUCUGGGGCUGCUGCUGGCCCUGCUGCCUGAGGCCCAGGGGCUCCCUGGUGUUGGCUUUUCACCCUCUGCUGCCCAGACUGCCCAUCUGCACUCCCAGAAGCACUUCACAAAAGGCACCCUCAAACCUGCUGCUCAUCUUGUUGGAGACCCCAGCACCCAGAACUUGCUGCGCUGGAGAGCAAACACAGAUCGUGCCUUCCUCCGCCAUGGCUUCUCUUUGAGCAACAAUUCCCUCCUUGUCCCCACCAGUGGCCUCUACUUUGUCUACUCCCAGGUGGUCUUCUCUGGGGAAGGCUGCUUCCCCAAGGCCACCCCUACCCCUCUCUACCUAGCCCAUGAGGUCCAGCUCUUCUCCUCUCAGUACCCCUUCCAUGUGCCGCUCCUCAGCGCUCAGAAAUCUGUGUGCCCAGGGCCACAGGGCCCAUGGGUGCGCUCGGUGUACCAGGGGGCUGUGUUCCUGCUCACCCAGGGAGACCAGCUCUCCACUCACACAGACGGCAUCUCCCACCUACUCCUCAGUCCCAGUAGUGUCUUCUUUGGAGCCUUUGCUCUAUAGAAAAAUCUAGAAGGAGAAAAUAUUGGUUUUAAGGUCUUCUCCCCAUUUUGCCUCCAUUCUGACCCACCCACACCUCUCCUUCCACCACUCCAAUGUUCUUAGCUAUUCCCCACUCUCAUCACCUGAAGCUUCCAAAGAAGGAAUCCCAGGCAUCCCAGGGGACCACACCUCCUUGAACCACCCUGGAUGCUUACCAAAGAUUUCAAGCCUGCCUAGAAAUUCCUGCCCAGAGCUCUUCAUCUGUCCUGCCAGUCUAGGGAGGUCUAGCCCUGGACGUGGAAAGAGAGCAGACACAUGAAGGAGUGGGGUUGGAGGCAGGGAGGGGGGUUAUUUAUGAAGGGAAAAAUUAAAUUAUUUAUUUAUGAAGGAUGGAGGGAAGGGAAUAAUAGACGGACAUCAGAAGAGAGAUAAAAAUGCCUAAGAGACAAAGAGCAAGAGGGCAUGGGCACUAGGAUAAUAGCUAUGGAGAGGGAAAGCGGGUCUGAGGUACCAACGGGCUCCAGGAGGAAGUGAGAGGCUCCUAAGAGCCAACCACAGCUUGACUAGAUACCCCACAGGGAGACAUCUGCACCCUCCAUGAAGCCCAAUAAACCU
Messenger RNA from Manis javanica (Malayan pangolin), 2448 nucleotides. It is a transcript of the gene LTA, whose product is annotated as lymphotoxin alpha. Lineage: Eukaryota; Metazoa; Chordata; Mammalia; Pholidota; Manidae. Gene Ontology annotation, molecular function: tumor necrosis factor receptor binding. Gene Ontology annotation, biological process: positive regulation of extrinsic apoptotic signaling pathway; positive regulation of canonical NF-kappaB signal transduction; immune response. Gene Ontology annotation, cellular component: membrane. The record is from RefSeq and is a predicted model, not a curated record.